This is a messenger RNA of Dicrocoelium dendriticum, 1062 nucleotides long. The record is from the annotation of a GenBank genome assembly. NCBI's taxonomy places the organism in Eukaryota, Metazoa, Platyhelminthes, Trematoda, Plagiorchiida, Dicrocoeliidae.
GUCCGCCACUUGGGGUGGUCGUUCACAAGGAGCCUCUGCUGCUUCAUCGUCAACUUCAGGGUGUUGUUUGCCAUUGCCAUAGGGUGAAGAACCCCAAAAUCUAUUUUCUCGGAAAUUCCACUUUAAUGGACAAUGUUAUUAUCAAAGAAGUCCAGGAGGAACAGAAGCGGGAGCUUCGUAUUGUGCAAGAACGGGAGAUCAAGGAGAUGAAAGCUCAACAGACAAAGGCGUCAAUUGAGUCCAGUCGAUCAGUUAUGAAUGACCCGAAAUUGCGCAACAAAGCCGAGCGGGAUCGCCGUAUUCGCGAGUUGAACGAUUACAACACCAAACGUUUCAUCGACCAGCGUAAAUUCCAGGCUCAAAAGCAUGAGAAACAGAGUCAAGAGUUGAACAAGCGCCAUGCGCAAGAGGAACAAGAUGUAAUUAGUGCUAUGAAGAAAGAACGUGAUGAGUUCAUCCGCAAGUAUGAAGAAGAUUUGCUGGCUGUCAAACGCUCCACUGUGAUAUAAUUCGAUUUGCUCUCUUGGCAUCAUUUUCAUCUGGCCGUGAGUCCGAUCUGUUGCUCCUGCGUUGUCCUUCACUCCGCUCGCUUCACUUCUUGUCCCUAUUGUUCUCUGGCUACUCUCUGCUGAUUCCCUCCCACACAUACGUGCAAUGGAUCGAUUCCGUCAUUUUUAUUCUGUACACACUCUCCCACAGCUUCCAUUAUCCAUAAUUUGUAUCUAUCUGUUCAGUCCGUCAGUUGCGAACGCGUUCACCAAGUCACCCGUUGUGAAUUUUCCGCAAUCAACCAGAGCGUUGAUAUUGCGCGUUUAUACAUAUAUGUCUACAGAUACAUUAUGAACACACCAAAAUAUACAUGUGUCCAUGUGUGUGUAUAUAUAUUUACGUUUGGUCCGCAUCCGUUCGCCUCCACAUUUUACCACCGAUUGCGGGCGCGCUCAUGUAAUCCCCGAGCUGCUGUCGUCGCUGUCCGAACAGGAGACAUUUCCCUGAAGAUGUGUAUGUUUUUGGAUCGGCAAACUCGCCCUCUUUUCAGCCUCUUCCUUGUCAAUCCCCAAG